GUGGUUGGAGCAUCGAGGUCCACUAGCGAGAGGGCGCGGCUAGAGCGUCCCCUGUGCGCCCUCUGCGGCUGGCGCGCUGGAGAAAAAGGGCGCCCGCUGGAGCUGCCGCCAUGGCCACGCUUCCCCGGCUGGGCGCCGCACUCCGCCUGUUGCUGCGGCAACAUCAGCCACGAGUCUGUCCUAUCAGGAUGCUGAAGGGUACCUGCUCACAGCAAAGUGAAGCCCUGGCAACCCCUCCUCUGGACAGUGCCCCCAAAGAGUACUCACCCAAGAUUCAGCAGCUAGUGCAGGACAUUGCUAGCCUGACCCUGUUGGAGAUCUCUGACCUCAACGAGCUGUUGAAGAAAACCCUCAAAAUCCAAGAUAUGGGACUAAUGCCAAUGACUGGGAUGAUGCCAUCAGCACAACCAGUAACUCCGGUAGUAGAAGAGGAAGAUGUCCCUAAGAAGCAGGAGAAACUCAAUUUCACAGUAAAGUUGACCGACGUUAAGGCUGCAGAGAAAGUGAAACUGAUCAAGGAAGUGAAGAAUUGUAUGCAGGGCUUAAACCUUGUCCAGGCAAAGAAACUGGUGGAGUCUCUUCCUCAAGAGAUCAAGGCGAAUAUCCCUAAAGAGGAAGCAGAAAAGAUCAAAGCUGCUCUAGAGGCAGCAGGAGGGACUGUGGUUCUGGAGUAAAUGCAUUGGUCUUACUGCCAAAGGACUAAAGCAGAGCAGGGGAUCAUCCGCUAACCAGUGUGGCCCACCUGUGGCUUUUAUUGCCUGCUGACUGGUGGUGGUGGUGGGGGUGCUGUGCGGUUCCACGAAGCCAUGCGCCCUUGCCUUUUUCUCUCUGCAGUUGGGUUUUCCACUGGAAUGCCCAGUGCUUGAUGAAUGUCUUCGGCACCAUGAGGUCUGUUAUUUGUACCAACACUGCAAAGAACUGAAUCUAUAAAGAGUAUACACAAAGGAAAA
Sceloporus undulatus (fence lizard) is the source of this 950-nucleotide messenger RNA. It is a transcript of the gene MRPL12, whose product is annotated as mitochondrial ribosomal protein L12. Gene Ontology annotation, biological process: mitochondrial transcription; translation. The record is from RefSeq and is a predicted model, not a curated record. Gene Ontology annotation, cellular component: mitochondrial large ribosomal subunit; ribosome. The transcript has 5 exons. The coding region runs from base 111 to 674 and encodes 187 amino acids. Gene Ontology annotation, molecular function: structural constituent of ribosome. Lineage: Eukaryota; Metazoa; Chordata; Lepidosauria; Squamata; Phrynosomatidae.